AUUGCAAUACCCUUUACUUCCCAUCUCCAAAUUUGAAACCAUUAUCAUAAGCUUUCACAUUUGCUAGUUUCCAGCAUUUACUGAAUCAGUCUGGUCUAGAAACAGAGUAUGGAAAUCACCUCUUUCACAUUUCUUAAUCCGGAAGAUUAUUAUAAUACCGGCAGCCCCUGGUUCCAAGAGCUUGACAACGGAUUCAACAAGAAGCGUAAAAAGGAAGACGAAUCGGGGGGCGGGGGUGGCAAUGGGUUCUUCAAUGAAGGAGAGCUGAACAAGAGUGGAUAUGGAGAUAUCCUUGCCUCGUUAUUGUUAUUAGAAGAAGAAGCAAAGCAGGAGCAAGAUCAGUGGACAACUGAAUCUCAACAAGACAAGGCUUUCUUUGAAUUCAAUCACAAGAGAAAAGUUCAAGCAAUGAAUGAGUAUUACAAUCAGCUUCAACAGCAUUACUCUGAGGCUGAUCAUUUGGAUGGUUUAACUGCAAAACGAGCUCGUAAUUCAGCUUCUGCCAUGGCAGCUACUGUUGCUGCAACAGCAACAGCAGCAGGGAAUGACAAUGUCAACGUGGGCAAUGAAACGGGAAGCGGGUCGGGUCCGCAAAGGAGGUUAUGGGUGAAGGAUCGAUCGAAGGACUGGUGGGACCGUUGUAAUCAUCCGGAUUUUCCAGAGGAAGAGUUCCGGAAGGCGUUUCGGAUGAGUAAAGCCACGUUUGAAAUGAUAUGCCAGGAGUUGGAACCGGCGGUGACGAAAAAGAACACCAUGUUGAGGGAUGCGAUCCCGGUCCGACAGCGAGUGGCUGUCUGUAUCUGGAGGUUGGCUACAGGGGAGCCGCUUAGGCUGGUUUCGAAACGAUUCGGGUUGGGAAUUUCAACCUGUCACAAGCUGGUACUGGAGGUAUGUUCAGCCAUAAGAUCUGUCAUGAUGCCCAAGCUUCUUCAAUGGCCUGAUGACAGGAAAAUGAAAGAUAUCAAGCAAGAAUUCGAGUCGACAUCAGGGAUUCCUAACAUAGGUGGCUCAAUGUACACAACUCAUGUGCCAAUUAUAGCACCCAAGGUCAACGUAGCAGCUUAUUUUAACAAAAGGCACACAGAAAGAAACCAGAAACCUUCUUACUCGAUUACUGUCCAAGGUGUGGUCGAUCAGAAAGGGAUUUUCACUGAUGUUUGUAUCGGAUGGCCUGGUUCAAUGCCUGAUGAUCAGGUAUUGGAGAAUUCUGCUUUAUUCCAGAGGGCUAACAAGGGGGUUUUGAAGGAAGUUUGGAUCGUUGGGAAUUCUGGGUACCCUUUGAUGGACUGGGUUCUGGUUCCUUACACGCAUCAGAAUCUGACUUGGGCUCAGCAUGGUUUCAAUGAAAAGAUUGGCGAGAUUCAAAAGGUUGCUUCGCAGGCAUUUGCGAGGUUGAAAGGGAGGUGGUCUAGCUUGCAAAAGAGAACCGAGGUGAAGCUCCAAGAAUUGCCCAUGGUGCUUGGGGCUUGCUGUGUUUUGCACAAUAUUUGCGAGAUGAGAAAUGAGGAGAUGGACCCGGAACUACAGUUCGAGCUUUUUGAUGAUGAGAUAAUACCUGCGAAUAAUUUGAGGUCUGCGAAGGCUGUGCAUGCCAGGGAUCAAAUUGCUCACAAUCUGUUACACCAUGGCCUUGGAGGCACUGGUUUUCUAUAGUCUUUUACAUGAAAGAUCAAUAUCAACUACAGCACAUAUUGCAACCAUUCAUCACCACCAGUUUUGACAAAUUUGACUGACUGACAAUUUUUGUCGCACAUUAUACCCUUGAUGUAUUAUUACAAUAAUUCUUGUAAACAUCUGUUUGAGUUUCUAGACAUUUUCUA
Molecule: messenger RNA, 1820 nt
Organism: Theobroma umbraticum
Lineage: Eukaryota; Viridiplantae; Streptophyta; Magnoliopsida; Malvales; Malvaceae
Source: RefSeq, a predicted model, not a curated record